This is a messenger RNA of Closterium sp. NIES-65, 918 nucleotides long. NCBI's taxonomy places the organism in Eukaryota, Viridiplantae, Streptophyta, Zygnematophyceae, Desmidiales, Closteriaceae. The record is from the annotation of a GenBank genome assembly.
AUGCACUCCCUCCGACACCCAUCCCCCCCUCGCUCGCCUCUCCUGCUGCUCCCUUUCGCCCUGCAGGUGCUGAACGCGGGAACAGGGCUGGCAGCGUGUGGGGUGGCAAAGGAUGUGGGCGAGGGCAUAGCCAUGGUGCAGGAGGCUCAGCGCACCGGCAAGGCGCUCCUCGUGCUUGAUCGAUGGGCCGCCCUCUCUCAGGCCACCCUUGCAUCCCUCUCCCGUAAUCGUGUUGCUGCUUUCCUCUCUCCCUCUUCAUGUCUGCAUCGUGUUGCUGCUUUCCUCUCUCCCUCUUCAUGUCUGCAUCGUGUUGCUGCUUUCCUCUCUCCCUCUUCAUGUCUGCAUCGUGUUGCUGCUUUCCUCUCUCCCUCUUCAUGUCUGCAUCGUGUUGCUGCUUUCCUCUCUCCCUCUUCAUGUCUGCAUCGUGUUGCUGCUUUCCUCUCUUCCUCUUCAUGUCUGCAUCGUGUUGCUGCUUUCCUCUCUCCCUCUUCAUGUCUGCAUCGUGUUGCUGCUUUCCUCUCUCCCUCUUCAUGUCUGCAUCGUGUUGCUGCUUUCCUCUCUCCCUCUUCAUGUCUGCAUCGUGUUGCUGCUUUCCUCUCUCUCCCUCUUCAUGUCUGCAUUGUGUUGCUGCUUUCCUCUCUCCCUCUUCAUGUCUGCAUCUUGUUGCUGCUUUCCUCUCUCACUCUUCAUGUCUGCAUCGUGUUGCUGCUUUCCUCUCUCCCUCUUCAUGUCUGCAUCGUGUUGCUGCUUUCCUCUCUCCCUCUUCAUGUCUGCAUCGUGUUGCUGCUUUCCUCUCUCCCUCUUCAUGUCUGCAUCGUGUUGCUGCUUUCCUCUCUCCCUCUUCAUGUCUGCAUCGUUUUGCCCCUCUCUUCCUCCUUUUCCGGGUUGCUUAACACUUCUCUCUUUCAAAAAGGCUGA